GAAAAUAUGUGACGGUGAUUUGGUCAUGUAGAAAUGAAAUAUUAGGUCUCAUUGCUGUGGGCUGAAAUAAAACAAAUGCUGAGUUAAAUCGGAAAUUGUGCUAUAUAUACACUGUGUACAUAUAUAACUCCUUAUAAAGAAAGUUAGGGAACAGAUUUAAUAACGCUUGGACAUCAAUAUUUGUGAAAACAUCGUUACUUGGUUAAAUUUUAUAGGAUUUCGUGAAGUAAAGUCAACACACGCGUAGAUGUAAUCCAUUGAAAAUUGUACUGAACUGCUUUUGUUCUUUUUGAACUUACCAAACUAUUCUUUAACCCAUUAACAAGAAUACGUUGGAAUCUGAAAUGGGUUGUGAUAGCUCGGCCCUCCCCUUUGAAUUCUGGUUGUGAUUAUAGUGUGGUCUGUAUUGUAGCCAGAGAUUUCUUUUAAGUAGGAAGGCGGUAGUUAUUUCUGUUCAAGAAUUCGACGGUGGUUUCGAGGGAGUCAUUAAGGAGAAACAUCGUUACUAUUCACCACAUUUCUCCAUGACAAAGAUAGACGUAGGAUAAUGUUGAUCAGUUUUUUCUUCCAGUGUGGGAUCCUUCCCCCACCCCCCAUCACCCUUGGAGACUGAUCCCUCGCGUAAUCCGAGGUCUAGCUAAAAAGAGGAGUUGUCGCAGAACAUGAUUCCAUAAGACAACAGUGAAUGAAAAUAUUCAAAAUGUCUUUACAAAAGAUGAUGCACGCUGAUGGCGAUAGUCCAAGACCUCUUGAAUGCUCUGCAGCUCAUAUAGAAAAAGUAUUGUACCAGCAAAUGAAGUCCCUCUUAAAUCAAGCAAAUGAAGUUGCUAAAAUGAGAGGAGCAAAAUCAAUUGAAGCAAUUGAUUUUCUUUUCUUAAUGCGAAAGAAUAGAGUGAAAGUCCGUCGAUUACUUGAUUAUUUUGCUGUGAAGGAUGCUAGAAGCAUAUUUAAUGCAGAAGCCCUCAAAGCUGACCAACCUAUUCAGAAAUCAUGCACUCUACAAAAGUGUUUAAAAGUAUUGAGAAAGAUUGAUAUUACUGGAGAACUGACAGACAGAAGGAUUAAAUUGUUUGAUGAAGUCAAAAACAGGAGACGACUUCGUGCUGAACUUGUGUCUCGGUUAUUAAAUGAGAAGAGAUACUUAGAAUAUGCAGCUGCUCGGACAGUGUCCUUCACAUUUGCACCAAAGAAGAGUGGUUUUAGGCUUAAUAUGUGGCUUCUUUCAAAGGGUGAAAAACUUCCAAGAUUGCCAAAGGAAAAGUCGCUUGGGUGUCAAAUACUCUGUUAUUUGGCUCGAGAAACUGUGUCACAAAUAAUGGACCUUACCUUUCUAGCUAGAGAAGAUAUGACAAUUACACGUGAUCCAGUUAACAAAAAUUAUCCAGCACUGUUUGGACCAAAUCUGCCUCAAUUUCCUAUGGAAGGAGUAGAGAAGAUUUAUGGCAUAACACCAGUAAUUCCUUCAGAGAUUGAAGCGGCUUUAGCACGUUAUUGGUCUCCGUGUUUCUAUCCAUUCAGUACAUUUUCACGAAAUGUGGGACCCCAAGUCCAUAAAAGGCUUCUAGCAUGCUGACGGAAGGAAAAAAAAAAAAUCAUACAGUUGAGACUCCAUCUUUUUCAGAUAUUGUCUGUAGGUUUCACGUGACUUACUGACAUGUUGACUGACUUUGUACUGAUUAGCACUUUAAAACAAGUUGAAAAUGAUAUGUAAGCUGUACAGUGUAAUUAGGUAAUUUAUUUUAUUUCUGCUGUUUUUGUAAGUAAUUGCAUUAUAAAUGCUUACAUAGAAAAAGGUAAA
This is a messenger RNA of Schistocerca americana (American grasshopper), 1798 nucleotides long. Its product is annotated as transcription initiation protein SPT3 homolog. The record is from RefSeq and is a predicted model, not a curated record. The transcript is spliced from 7 exons. The coding region runs from base 686 to 1573 and encodes 295 amino acids. Gene Ontology annotation, molecular function: protein heterodimerization activity; transcription coactivator activity. Gene Ontology annotation, biological process: transcription by RNA polymerase II. Lineage: Eukaryota; Metazoa; Arthropoda; Insecta; Orthoptera; Acrididae.